ACCCCUCCCUGUCUCCCUCUUACUGUCGUACAUCUAUUGGUAGCUUAUCCUUGACUCUCUUUCUCUCUCUCUCUCUCUCUCUCCCCUCUCUUUCUCAUAUCAGGCUCUCUGAUCAUCGCGAUCGUCGUCCAUUUCUCUGCAAUCUGAGACAAGUAACACUGGAGGCUCAUCUUCCUCGUCUAAUUCCAAUUUUGUAGGUAGUUUGAUCUCUUAGCAUGGGUGGAAGUGCAAUUGAUGAUGAUUGGGAAUUUGCUUCCCCUUCAAAUUUGGUUCGAACAGUUGUUUUGGUUGGACGUACAGGCAAUGGUAAAAGUGCAACAGGAAAUAGCAUCCUUGGAAGAAAGGCAUUUAAGUCAAGGGCUAGCUCUGCUGGUGUUACAAGUACAUGUGAGCUGCAGAAAACUGUACUGAAAGAUGGGCAGAUUCUUAAUGUCAUUGACACUCCUGGAUUAUUUGAUUUUUCAGCUGAGUCUGAGUUUAUUGGCAAAGAAAUUGUCAAAUGCAUCAGUAUGGCCAAGGAUGGUAUCCAUGCAGUUCUUGUAGUUUUCUCAGUGAGGACGCGCUUUUCCAAAGAAGAGGAAGCAGCUCUGCAUAGCUUGCAAACUUUGUUUGGGAGUAAAAUCAAUGAUUUCAUGAUUGUGGUCUUUACUGGUGGGGAUGAACUCGAAGAUGAUGAUGAAACAUUGGAAGAUUACUUAGGUCGUGAAUGUCCUGACCCUUUAAAGGAAAUCCUGCUGCUAUGCAAAAACCGACAAGUACUGUUUGAUAAUAAGACUAAGGAUGAAGCCAAGAAAGCUCAACAACUUCAGGAACUUCUGUCUCUUGUAAAUAUAGUUACCGCACAGAAUGGUGGGCAACCAUAUACAGAUGAGUUGUUUGUUGAAUUGCAGAAAGGGGCCAUGAAACUCCGCAAUCAGACAGAAGAGGUCAAUUCCUUGAAGGGAUACUCGAAAAGUGAGAUAUCUGAGUUGAAGGAGCAAAUGCAUAGGUCAUAUGAAGAACAAAUUAAGCGAAUAACUGAGAUGGUUGAGUCGAAGCUAAAAGAGACUACUCAGAGGCUUGAAAAGCAAUUGGCAGAAGAGCAAGCUGCAAGGCUGGAGUCAGAAAAGAUUGCUCAAGCAGCUCAGAUGAAAUCGAAUGAUGAAAUUCGUAAGCUGAGAGAGCAUUUGGAGAAAGCCCAAAAGGAGACGGAGGAGCUUCGCAGGCGAGCUGAAAGUGGUAGGUGUGCUAUCUUAUAAUUAUACAGAUAUUUUGGAUCACGACACACAAGGUCUGAAAGCACAAUGGCAGGAAAUGACAAAACAUGUAAACUUUACACAUUAUCUCUUAAGUUUGAGUUUGCUUUGCUGGUUCAUACAGCAUUCAUGUAACUAAGCCACCUAGUGUGUGUGUGUGUGGAUAAAAAGCUUGUGAUUAUGGUUGUUUUCUUAUGUAAGGAAUCUAAAUUACCAGAUUGAUAACAAAAUUGUGUUGUGUUAGGUUCUAUUAAUUA
This is a messenger RNA of Diospyros lotus (date-plum), 1492 nucleotides long. RefSeq names its product immune-associated nucleotide-binding protein 9-like. The transcript has 6 exons. Gene Ontology annotation, molecular function: GTP binding. The record is from RefSeq and is a predicted model, not a curated record. Lineage: Eukaryota; Viridiplantae; Streptophyta; Magnoliopsida; Ericales; Ebenaceae. The coding region runs from base 216 to 1238 and encodes 340 amino acids.